UUUCAAAGUGAAAGUUUUGAGUUCUGAAGACAGGCUGUUUCUCUCCACUAGGCUGUUACGUUACAGUGCACAGUUCUGGUCCACAGGGAUCUUGGUGGGUUUGGAGCAGAAUUCAACUCAUCCAGCAGCUCGCUGAGGUACGGGGGACAGAUUUUCAGCUCGAUGUUCCAAAGAAAUCUGCGAUCGUCCAUUAACAUUGGUGUUCCAAACUUAAGUCUUGCACCAGAACAAAGCAGUGAUGAGGAAAAAAAGGAUCAGCUUCAAGGAUUUCAGAAGCAGGAAGAAGAGGCAUGGGAAACAACCCCACAGCAGGGUCUAUCUGGAGCCCGCUUCACAUGUCCCGUCUGCAAGGAUUUCUUCACCAAGCCGGUCACCAUCCCAUGUGGACACAACUUCUGCCUGGACUGCAUUACGCAAUACUGGGACCAGAGUGGACUCAUCUGUCUACUGUGCAGAAAAACGUUUCAAAACAGGCCUGAACUACUUAUUAACAGGCACUUUGAAGAAAUAAUCCACAGUUUCAAAAAGGCCCAGAUCAGUCCAUCUAACCAAAUCUAUGCACUUCCUGGCGAUAUCUCCUGUGACGCCUGCACUGAAAGGAAGUUCAAAGCGGUUAAAUCCUGUCUGACGUGUCCUGCAUCUUUCUGUGAGGAGCAUCUCCAGCCUCACUUUGCAGCAUCGGCUUUGAAGAAGCAUACUUUGGUGGAACCUGUGCACCACCUAGAAGACCGGAUAUGUACAAAGCAUACAAGGCAUCUGGAGCUGUUUUGCAGGAAUGACCAGAUAUGUGUUUGCCUCAUGUGUUCAGUGACGAACCAUCGAAAUCACAACAUGGUCCACAUCGAUGUGGAAUGGGCCGAGAAAGAGAAGCUACUCUUAAAAACUCAUGCUGAAAUACAAAAGACUGUUGCAGACCAACAAAAUAAACUUGAACUCCUAAGGAAAGAGGUGGAAUCAAUUAAGAAUGCAGCACAAAAGGAGAUCAUGGAGAGUGGGAAGAUGCUGGAUGAGCUGAUCUGUAUCAUCGAGCAAACACGGGUGCAGAUUAUUGGGAUGAUUGAGAGGAAGCAGCAGUCAGAUGUGAAGCAGGUGACUGACAAGAUUGGACAACUAACUCUAGACAUACAAGAACUGGAGAAGAGGAAUGGAGACAUAGAGCAGCUCCUUAAGACAGAAGAUCACAUCCGUUUUCUUCAGAAAUACCAGCCCCUCUUGACAUUUCCGCAGACGAGAGACUUCCCAGUAUCCCCCAAGAGCACAGACUUCCUACUGAGUGUCACCCAGAAGGCCUUCUUUGAUUUCUUGAACCAUCUCCAAGUCGGUGUGGAGAAAACUGCAGAUCUGGUAAUGGACAGAAUGCGCAAAUAUGCAGUGGAUAUUACGCUAGAUUUAAAAACAGCACACCAAAAACUCAUCCUGUCCAGUAAUAGAAAAGAAGUCCGCUUUGGUGGCAGGAGACUAUCCCUUCGCGACAGUCCUCUGCAAUUUGACCCUGUUGUUGCUGUUCUUGGCUCAGAAAGCUUCACUUCAGGGAAACACUACUGGGAAGUGGAUGUUGGGGACAAAACGGACUGGAAUUUAGGUGUCGCCAGUGAAUCCAUCAACAGGAAAGGGAAUGUGAAGCUGAACCCAGAUAAUGGCUACUGGACCAUAUGGCUGAGAAACGGGAAUGAAUUUGAGGCUCUUUCCAGUCCGUCUAUGGCCCUGCCACUUAGUUUGAAGCCGCAGAAGGUGGGAGUGUUUCUGGAUUACGAUGAAGGUCAGCUCUCGUUUUACAAUUUGGAAUUAAGAUGUCACCUCUACACUUUCAAUGCAAACUUCACUGAGAAACUGUACCCAUACUUCUGUCCUUUUAUAGUGUAUGAUGGGAAAAAUUCUGCUCCCUUAAUCAUUAGCAAUUGAGUCCUCAAGCAAAUCCUAAUAAUGAUGGAAUUGUGUUGAUUAUUAUUUCCUCUUAUUGUGCAGUACCACAUGUUCUGACAAGUGUAUAUAGUCUAUAUACUGUACAUCGGACUUCCAAUACAACUUGGAGUCCUGCUAUUGUGGGCUGCAUCAGGAGUGGGCAGG
This is a messenger RNA of Polypterus senegalus (gray bichir), 2067 nucleotides long. Its product is annotated as probable E3 ubiquitin-protein ligase TRIML1. The record is from RefSeq and is a predicted model, not a curated record. Bases 163 to 1902 code for a protein of 579 amino acids. Lineage: Eukaryota; Metazoa; Chordata; Cladistia; Polypteriformes; Polypteridae. The transcript is spliced from 9 exons. Gene Ontology annotation, molecular function: zinc ion binding; protein binding.